Molecule: messenger RNA, 2064 nt
Organism: Zasmidium cellare ATCC 36951
Lineage: Eukaryota; Fungi; Ascomycota; Dothideomycetes; Mycosphaerellales; Mycosphaerellaceae
Exons: 1
Coding region: 1-2064 (687 amino acids)
Source: RefSeq, a predicted model, not a curated record
AUGCUCGACCUCGACAGUGCCUCCAUCGUCGUUUCCUCAGGCUCAGGCUCAGAACGCGUUGUCCACGUCUACCCCGACCGAGCGGAUCGCACAUCCUCUGGUGGCAGCACGUCGGCGCGCUCACCAACAUCUAGCGGAGGAAGCUUUGGCAGCGAGGAGAGCUGGAGUGAGGUCGAGUACGACGACGACGAAAUCGACCCCUCCGACAGCGCCUCGCGAUCGCGCCAUCCCCACAGUCGACGACAUACCGUGGAGGCCCCGGCUCCGUCAAGACGGCACUCCUCCCACAGGCGGGUGGUGGAGGUGGAGCGAGACGAGUUACCGCCUCGCAGACAUUCGUCCCGUCGUCACCAUUCGAGUCGACACGACAGCAGCCAUUCGCGACAUCGACGACGAGACUCUUCACGGCGCGUCCCUUCUGACGAGUCGUCCAGCACCGUGGCGUCUCACGAUGACUACCCACCCUACGGCCACCAUGGCAUGCCACGCGCCGCAUACCCCCCAAUGGGCGGGUAUAGCAGGCCGCCGCAAAGCCAUGGUGGCUACCCACCUAGUAUGACCUCGGCAGGUUACCCAGACCCCUAUGCGCCUCCACAUCAAGCUCUCGUGCACAUGCAACGACAAGACCCUUUUGGAUACCCUCAACCGAAUCCAUUCGCGCCGCAAAGCCAGGCCCCCAAUCCAUUUUCGCCAAUCUCCUCCCAUGAAGGCUCCAGCUACUUUGCGACAGAUCCCAUGGGUCCUCCACCGCCUCGACCUCACCGACCUGAGGGGCCACCGCGACCCCAGAGUUUCGCUGCUCCCUCGGCCUACCCUGGGUCAGAGCUUAUGGCACCUUAUCACGGCGGCAUGCCUCCGUAUGGACACUUCGGCAUGCCUGGCUACCCUCCCUAUCCACCAAUAGCUGGCUGGCCGGCUUCCAAUAGCAGCUCGCCUCCUCCGAAAGAAGAUCGUUCCAUCGCGGAAAUCGAAGCGUUGAAAGAGAUGAUCAAGCAGAAGUACAACGAUGAUGCGAAAAAGAAGGAAGAAAAGACCUCGGAGAUUGAUGAUCUGAAGAAGCUCAUCAAGAAGCAUGAAGAGGAGGCAGUCGCGCGUCAGAAGGCUUGGGCAGCGGAGAAAGAGGCUGAAGCGGCUGCAAGAGCUGCCGAGAAGGCCAAAAUCGAAGAGGAGAAGAAGCGCAAACAGGAAAUUGCUGACGCUCAGAAGAAAGCUAAAGAAGAUGCUGAGAAGAAAGCUGAGGAGGCUGCGAAGAAAGCCAAAGACGAGCAUGAGAAGAAGCUGGCUGAAGCUGAGAAAGCCAGGGAAGAUGCUGACAAGGCGAAGAAAGCGCUCGAAGAGGAGAUGGCAAAGAGCAAGCCCAGUCCCGACUCAGCAAAAGCGCCGAUCAGAUUCAAGGACGCCGUGGGCAGGAAGUUCAGUUUUCCAUGGCCAUAUUGCAAGACAUGGAAAGGCAUGGAGAACCUGAUCAAGCAAGCCUUCCUGCAUGUCGAUGUCAUCGGCGACCACGUCCACCAAGGCCACUACGAUCUCACCGGACCGGACGGCGAGAUCAUCCUGCCUCAAGUAUGGGAUAUUGUUGUCCAGCCCGAUUGGGAAGUCACGAUGCAUCUGUGGCCAAUGGAGGAAGAGAAGAAGAAAUCGCCCGACAUCGAUUCCAUGAUCGAUCCCUUUGGCGGUAUGGGUCUCGGCGGCAUGCCAAAUUUCGGCGACCUGGGCAUGAUCCCUGAAGUCGGCGGCCCCGGCAUCAAGAAGUCCAAGUCUGGCAAGAAGGGUGAUGGCAGCAAGAAGAAGAAAGCCGGCGGCGGCAGCCCAGAAGCUAUGAUUGUCAACCCUUCCAUGCCGCCUCCGCCUCCUCACCACGGCAUGCCCCCUCCACCAGGUGGUGGGUACGGCGACCCCUUCGCUCCGUACGGUGGCGGCUUUCCCCCGAUGCCCAUGCCUGAGAAGGAGAAGAAGGGUUCCUCCAAGCCUCGCUCGAACUCGAAGAGGAGCAAGGACAUUUCUCCUCUGCAGGCGUGGUUCGCCGGUGGGAGCAUGAAUGCUAAGGCGGCGAAGAAGAAGUGA